GAGUUGUUUCUGAUCAAAAGGAAAAUCAAGGGACCAUCUUGGUUGUCAAUUACGAAAUUUGUGAGCUGUCCAAAUACUCAGCGGGUCAGCUGGUGUAAAUUUGAGAUCACUGUCAAUUGUCCCAAGGACAUAUCUGUUUCUACUUCAAAGAUUUUGCUAGAAAUUCCUCCAGUGAUUGUUGCAGCAAUAAAUUUGAAAACAAUUAUCAAUGAAAAGCAUAACACUAAUGAGAUAGUGUCAGCCUCUGUCAUCUGCUGUCACAAGGCAAAAAUUGAUGGUCCUAUGCUGGCAUCAGAAUGGAAGAGAAGGGGUGCACUUAGCCAUUUUACUGUUGUCCGGAAACUUGAUGGAGGUAUAUUUCCAAUGGGUCUCACAAAGGAAGUUUCUGAAAGAAAUUCAAAAGCUGGUGCAACUGUUUUGGCACUGGAAAGCAGUGAAAGAGCCUUGUUAAAUCGUUUGAUGAUUGAACUGAACAAAUUGGACGGUGAUAUUCUUGUUGGGCACAAUAUUUCAGGCUUUGACCUUGAUGUGCUUCUCCACCGAGCUCAGGCUAGUAAGGUGCCAAGUAGCAUGUGGUCCAAGAUUGGUCGCCUUAAACGUUCUGUGAUGCCAAAGCUCACCAAAGGAAAUGUUCUAUAUGGAUCUGGUGCUAGUCCUGGAAUCAUGUCCUGCAUUGCAGGUCGUCUCCUAUGUGAUACCUAUCUGUGCUCACGCGAUCUUUUGAAGGAGGUAAGUUAUUCUCUGACCCAACUUGCGAAAACACAACUCAAAAAAGACAGAAAGGAGAUUUCUCCGCAUGAUAUUCCUGCCAUGUUCCAAACAUCAGGAGCGCUUCUUGAACUGGUUGAAUAUGGUGAGACUGAUGCCUGGCUAUCUCUGGAACUUAUGUUCCAUUUGAGCGUUCUUCCUCUUACUCGGCAGUUAACUAAUAUCAGUGGCAAUCUUUGGGGCAAAACUCUUCAGGGUGCUAGAGCACAGAGGGUGGAGUACCUUCUGUUGCAUUCUUUUCAUGCAAAGAAGUACAUCGUGCCAGACAAGAUUUCUGCACGCAAUAAAGAAUCAAGCACUACAAAGAGAAAACUAAAUGCUGGUAUAGAUGGUGAGGAUGCUGAUGACUUAAAUGUGAAUGAUGUUUCUCUGGACAAUGGUGCACUGCAUAUUGAUCAAGGAAAAGGCAAAAAAGGUCCUGCCUACUCUGGUGGCUUGGUUUUGGAACCUAAAAAGGGCUUAUAUGACAAGUAUAUAUUACUCCUGGACUUUAACAGUCUUUAUCCUUCAAUUAUUCAGGAAUACAACAUUUGCUUCACUACAGUUGAACGAUCUCCUGAUGGUCAAAUUCCUAGUCUACCAUCUUCAAAAACUACUGGAGUUUUACCUGAGUUAUUGAGAAAUUUGGUUGAGAGAAGAAGAAUGGUUAAGUCAUGGCUCAAGACUGCUUCUGGUCUCAAAGUUCAGCAACUUGAUAUUCAACAGCAGGCAUUGAAGCUUACUGCCAACAGCAUGUAUGGAUGCUUGGGCUUUUCAAAUUCCAGAUUCUAUGCGAAACCACUUGCUGAGCUGAUAACACUCCAAGGAAGGGAAAUCUUGCAAAGUACUGUUGAUCUAGUUCAGAACAACUUGAACUUGGAGGUAAUUUAUGGGGAUACAGAUUCUAUAAUGAUCUAUAGUGGAUUAGACGACAUUGCUAAGGCAAAAGCUAUUGCUGGGAAGGUCAUGCAAGAGGUCAACAAAAAAUAUCGCUAUCUGGAGAUUGAUCUCGAUGGUCUGUACAAGAGAAUGCUGCUUCUUAAAAAGAAAAAAUAUGCUGCUGUGAAAGUGCUGUUUAAGGAUGGGACACCAUAUGAGGUCAUUGAACGCAAGGGUCUUGACAUGGUACGGCGUGACUGGAGUUUAUUAUCAAAGGAAAUAGGGGAUUUCUGCCUCAGCCAGAUUUUAUCUGGAGGGACAUGUGAAGAUGUUGUCGAGUCGAUUCAUAGUUCUCUUAUGGAGGUGCAGGAGGAGAUGAGGAAUGGUGCAAUAGAACUAGAAAAAUAUGUUAUCACAAAGAGUUUGACAAAGCCACCAGAAGACUAUCCAGAUGCUAAAAACCAACCUCAUGUGCAGGUGGCUCUAAGGUUGAAGCAAAAUGGUUACUCAGGCUGUUCUGCUGGUGAUACAGUUCCUUAUAUAAUUUGCUGCCAGCAGGGUACCAGUUCUGGUCCGUCAUCAGGAAUAGCUCAAAGGGCUAGGCAUCCUGAGGAGCUGAAAAGGGACAGUGGCGAAUGGAUGAUAGACAUCGAUUAUUACUUGUCACAACAGAUUCAUCCUGUGGUAUCACGUCUGUGUGCUUCCAUUCAGGGCACUAGCCCAGCACGUUUAGCUGAGUGUUUAGGGCUUGAUUCAUCUAAGUUCCAAUUCAAAACUGCCGAUUCUGUUGGCCAAGAUCCUUCUACUGUGCUUUUAUCAGUAAUAGAUGAUGAUGAAAGGUAUCGUGGCUGUGAGCCCCUGCAGCUAUCAUGCCCUAGCUGCUCUAGUACUUUUGAGUGCCCCCCUGUGUCCAGCCUACUUUCUACUUCGAGCAGUGGAAACUCAUUGGAUUCACAAACAGAAAAAGAACCUGAUUGUAACUUCUGGCGCAGAAUGCACUGCCCAAGAUGCCCGGAUGAUGUUGAUGGAAGCAGAAUAUCUCCUGCCAUGUUAGCAAACCAGGUGAAAAGGCAGGCUGACAAUUUCAUCUCCUUGUACUACAAAGGCUUAAUGAUGUGUGAUGAUGAGAUGUGCAAGUAUACCACUUGCAGUCUCAAUCUUCGGGUGUUUGGUGAUUCCGAGAGAGGAACAGUCUGUCCGAACUACCCGCGCUGUAAUGGCCACCUCAUAAGACAGUACACAGAGGCAGAUCUAUACAGGCAGCUUUCAUAUUUCUGUCACAUGUUGGAUGCAACACGGUGUCUUGAGAAGUUGGACCAAAAGGCUAGAUUGCCUUUUGAGAAAGAUUUUGCAGCAAUCCAUCCAGCCAUUAGUUUGGCAACAUCUGUGAUACGGAAUAUCAGAGACCGAUGUGCCUUUGGGUGGGUGCAGCUGAAGGAUCUAACCGUCUCAGUCUGAUAGCUGGAGAAUAUCAAAUUCUAUGCUACUCUGUGGUGCUCAAAUGGGUGGAGGAGAAAUGUCAGCUCUCUCUAAGAAAGCUUUCACAUGCUUGAUAUGCUUGUGUUGGCCAAUAAUCAGAGAAAUAUAAAUAUAUAAUGGGCUCAGUCAGUUUCUUCACAACCUGUGUACACAAGUUGCUUCCACUUCCAUGCUUGGAUCAUCAUCGACAGAACAGAGGUGUUUCCCCCUGGUAUAAUAUCAGAUGUGAUUUCUUAAACAAGUGAAAAAAAUGAAGCUAAAGAAGUCCUUUGCAGCCAUGUAUGACAUCAUUUAUAACGUUUGUAUACAUGAAUAAAUGAAAUGUUAUCUUGUUCAUCCUUCUA
Messenger RNA from Phoenix dactylifera (date palm), 3449 nucleotides. The record is from RefSeq and is a predicted model, not a curated record. NCBI's taxonomy places the organism in Eukaryota, Viridiplantae, Streptophyta, Magnoliopsida, Arecales, Arecaceae.